AUGAGCAGUAAUCAAACCAUUGCUCGAAUCACAGGAGAUACUUCAGACAAAUACGCUAAAGCCAUGAAUGAACUUGAGAUGUAUCCCAGCGGUUCGAAACACACUUGUUAUCAUCACAAACGAGAAAGUGAAAAAACUGCUCAAUGGGAUAAACCUAAUACAAAACCUGGCUUGAUUUAUCUUCUAGUGGGAAGUGGUAUACUUGCUGUCUCUAUCAUUGCAGGUGUUAUUAUGUACAUCAAGUAUCGGAACAACCGAAAUCGUCAUUAA
Messenger RNA from Adineta steineri, 270 nucleotides. Lineage: Eukaryota; Metazoa; Rotifera; Eurotatoria; Adinetida; Adinetidae. The record is from the annotation of a GenBank genome assembly.